GACUUUAUCUACCAGUGAUGAUGUUGAGGACCGAGAGACUGAGAAAGGCCGUCUGGAAGAAGCUUACGAGAAACGUGACCGGGAUUUGGAUGAACUCAUUGUCCAGCACUACACGGAGCUCACCACCGCGAUCCGCACGUACCAGAGCAUCACGGAGCGCAUCACCAACUCGCGCAAUAAGAUCAAACAGGUGAAGGAGAAUCUGCUGUCGUGCAAGAUGCUGCUGCACUGCAAGCGCGAUGAGUUGCGCAAGCUGUGGAUUGAGGGGAUUGAGCACAAACAUGUCCUGAAUUUGCUGGAUGAGAUAGAGAACAUCAAGCAGGUGCCUCAGAAGCUGGAACAGUGCAUGGCCAGCAAGCACUACCUCAACGCGACGGACAUGCUGGUGUCAGCAGUGGAUUCCUUGGAGGGUCCCCUUCUUCAGGUGGAGGGGUUGAGUGACCUGCGACUGGAGCUCCACAGUAAGAAGAUGAACAUGCACUUAGUCCUGAUAGAUGAAUUACACCGUCACCUUUACAUCAAGUCUACCAACCGAGUAGGACAACGCAGCAAGGAGAGGGGGAGAAUAAGUUCACUUGUGAAAGAUGCCUCUUCUGUACCUCUUAUGGAUGUUACCAACUUGUCUACACCUCGCAAGUUCCUGGAAACUUCCCAGUUCAGUACUCCGGGAAGUGCCAGCAUGCGGGAAACAAGCCUUCUGGAAAUUAAAGAAGAUACGGACCUGGACCCAGAGGAGAACAGCACUGUCUUCAUGGGCAUACUCAUCAAAGGGCUGGCCAAGCUGAAAAAAAUCCCUGAAACAGUGAAAGCCAUCCAGGAUCGCUUAGAACAAGAACUCAAGCAGAUUGUUAAGCGGUCCACAACUCAGGUGGCGGACAAUGGGUACCAGAGAGCGGAGAAUCUUUCCCAGGAAAAUCAACCUAGGUUACUGCUGGAGCUGCUGGAGCUUCUCUUUGACAAAUUCAAUGCCGUAGCUGCUGCACACUCUGUCGUCCUUGGACACCUUCAGCAAACAGUGGCCUCGCCUUGCAGCCAGUACGAUGGUGAUAUCAAGCUCUACGACAUGGUUGAUGUGUGGGUGAAGAUCCAAGAUGUCUUGCAG
This is a messenger RNA of Eurypyga helias (sunbittern), 1102 nucleotides long. It is a transcript of the gene EXOC4, whose product is annotated as exocyst complex component 4. NCBI's taxonomy places the organism in Eukaryota, Metazoa, Chordata, Aves, Eurypygiformes, Eurypygidae. Gene Ontology annotation, biological process: chemical synaptic transmission; exocytosis; Golgi to plasma membrane transport. Gene Ontology annotation, cellular component: growth cone membrane; synapse; exocyst. The transcript has 6 exons. The record is from RefSeq and is a predicted model, not a curated record. The annotation marks the transcript as partial.